CACACAACUUCAAAUCCUUCAGGUUUCAGUUCUGUUUCUUACUUCCCCUAAUGGGUGGCCAAAGUUGUCCUAAUCCGAUCGAAAACGCAGUUAAUGGAGGUGGUAGUGUGACUACAGAGUCCAUUUAUUUCGAUCAAGACUCCAACUGCAUAGGAGAUGUCUCUUGUACUACUUUCAACAUUCUCGCGCCCAUUUACAAGCGAUUGAAUGGUGUGAGUUGUGAAAGUGAGUUCAGGGAGUAUUGGCUUAGUCGUAAUGAGUGCAUAUUGGAUAGGCUACUAUACCUAAAAUCCUCAAUUAUAUGCUUACAGGAAUUUUGGGUUGGGAAUGAGGAGCUUGUAGGAUUGUAUGAGAGGCGACUCAGUGAUGCUGGUUAUGCUACUUACAAGCUUGCAAGGACAAACAACCGUGGUGAUGGUCUACUUACUGCAGUACACAAAAACCACUUCCAAGUUCUCAAUCACAAAGAAUUGCUAUUCAAUGACAUCAUGGGUGAUCGUGUAGCUCAACUUCUGCAUGUUCAACUGAUUAUGAAUUUCUCUCAAAACAAAACUGUUGACAUUGAAAAGGAAGCUCUUGUUGUGAAUACACACUUAAUGUUUCCUCACAACUCUCGUUAUUGCUUCCCUCGGCUACAACAGGUGUACAAGAUUUUGCAGUACAUUGAAUCAUUUGGUGAAGAAUACCAACUUCCGCCUGUGCCUAUCAUACUGUGUGGGGAUUGGAACGGGAGUAAAAGGGGUCAUGUCUAUAAAUUUCUGCGCUCACAAGGCUUUGUAUCAUCUUAUGACAUUGCUCAUCAUUACACUGAUAGUGAUGAAGAUGCCUAUAAGUGGGUUAGUCACCGGAACCACAGAGGAAACAUAUGUGGAGUGGAUUUUAUAUGGCUAUAUAAUCCUGACAAUCACCGAAAGCCAUUGAAGGAAAGCUUCAUGGAAGCUGUUCUUGGAAAUAUUAAGAAUCAUCUUCAUGAUAAUGGCAGAGACAUCACUUAUACCCAAUUUCUUCAAACUUUCAGUCAGUUAGGCCUAACCCGACAUCCUUUCAAUGUCCUUAGUACUGAAGAAAUAAAGGAGUUGUGGGACCAUGUUGACACCAAUGGAGAUGGGGUGAUUGAAUAUUCACUCUUGGAUCAGAGCGCAUGGAACCCAUGCACAUUCAACCAGAAAAAAGAGAGCAUUGAAGAAUCUAAAGAGAGAGGAACACAAGCAAUCGUGUCAAACACUGCAACUACUAUAGGUUUCCAAAUUAAGAAUGCUGUUCUCUUUCCUCCAGAAGUAGAAACAGGGAAAUGGCCUGAGAAUUAUUCCUUGUCUGAUCAUGCACUUCUUACUGUGGAAUUUUCCCCCGUGACAAUGGAGUGUUGUUUAUAGUUGACAAAAUCUGUGCUAGUCCACAUGAGUAGUUGCAAACUGGUAAUGGUAAUGUUAUUACUUAAAUUUUUUCUAAUUGCUGUGAUUACCUCUCUUUAAUCUUCCUGGUGCAUUUAUGAUUUCCAAAACCAGAGUUGGGAAUAAACUUGUUAUGCUUACCUC
Molecule: messenger RNA, 1535 nt
Organism: Telopea speciosissima
Lineage: Eukaryota; Viridiplantae; Streptophyta; Magnoliopsida; Proteales; Proteaceae
Exons: 10
Coding region: 51-1373 (440 amino acids)
Molecular function (GO): calcium ion binding; 3'-5'-RNA exonuclease activity
Source: RefSeq, a predicted model, not a curated record